Cottoperca gobio is the source of this 3262-nucleotide messenger RNA. It is a transcript of the gene exoc2, whose product is annotated as exocyst complex component 2. Bases 163 to 2931 code for a protein of 922 amino acids. NCBI's taxonomy places the organism in Eukaryota, Metazoa, Chordata, Actinopteri, Perciformes, Bovichtidae. Gene Ontology annotation, biological process: Golgi to plasma membrane transport; exocytosis. Gene Ontology annotation, cellular component: exocyst. The record is from RefSeq and is a predicted model, not a curated record. The transcript has 28 exons.
GUCAAAAUUAAUAUUAGUUUAGUUAUUUUUAAUUUUAUUUUGAAGGCUUUGUCUGAGAACGGAAAGCCGGAAGUAGUCACAUUAUACAGGAAACGGUCGCUGCAGUCUAACCGCUGUAAACUGUGCUGCUUGACCCGGUGUUCCCGUCCACCUCAGGCCACCAUGUCUCGUACCCGUCAGCCCCCGCUGGUCACGGGCAUCUCGCCCAAGGAGGGUGCGGCUUGGACCAAAGUCACCAUCCGAGGAGAGAACCUAGGCACAGGCCCAGCCGACCUCAUCGGUCUGUCGAUCUGCGGCCAUAACUGCCUGCUGACAGCCGAGUGGAUGUCAGCCAGCAAGAUAGUGUGCCGCGUGGGUCCUGCCAAAGACGACAAGGGAGAGAUCAUUGUCACCACCAAGUCUGGGGGUCUCGGCACCUCCACGGUCUCCUUCAAACUGCUCAGGCCCGAGAGGAUUGGUAUCCUGGACCAGUCUGCUGUGUGGGUGGAGGAGAUGAACUACUACGACAUGAGGACCGACCGCAACAAAGGCAUCUCCCCCCUCUCCCUGCGACCCAGCAAUCCACUGGGCAUCGAGAUAGACAAAGGCAAAAUCCCACAGAAAGACAUCGAGCUGACAUUUCCAGGGAUGAGUGGAGACUUCACCAGUGAGAACUUUUCUGCCACCUGGUACCUCAUAGAAAACCACACAGGCUCCAGUUUUGAGCAUUUGAAGAUUGCGGCCAAUAACCUGAAGAAGCAGGCUACUAAGAAGAACGAGGGGAGUCUGGCCUAUGUGAAAGGAGGCCUCAGUACGUUCUUUGAGGCCCAGGACGCUCUGGCAGCGAUCCACCAGAGGCUGGAGUCUGAUGGCACAGAGAGAGUGGAGGGAUCCAUGACCCAACGACUAGAAAACAUCCUCAACAGAGCGAGUGAUACUGCAGAUACUCUUUUCCAGGAGGUCUUGGGGCGGAAGGACAAAGCUGACUCCACACGCAAUGCACUCAACGUCCUGCAACGUUUCAAGUUUCUUUUCAACCUGCCACUCAACAUUGAACGCAACAUCCAAAAGGGUGAUUACGAUGUGGUGAUCAAUGACUAUGAGAAAGCCAAAUCCCUCUUUGGCAAUACUGAAGUCCCUGUUUUCAAAAAAGUGUAUGCUGAGGUUGAGACGAGGAUCGCAGCUCUGAGGAGUCUCUUACUGGAGAAACUGCUGCAAACCCCGUCGACGCUGCACGACCAGAAGAGAUACAUCAGGUACCUGUCGGACCUGCACGCUCCAGGCGACCCAGCAUGGCAGUGCAUCUACGCUCAACACAAGUGGAUCCUGCAGCUGAUGCAAAACUGCAGAAAUGAGUUCAUCAGUGGCCAGAGAGUGAGUGUCGGAGCUCUGGACUCGGAGGGGGAUGCCCGUCCGUCGGCCCUCGGCAGACUCAGCCAUACUGCGUCUCUGAAGAGAGGGGGCAGCCUGAGAACACCGCGGCCCAGCACCUGGCGCUUUGAAACCCCGCAGCAGGUGCAGUUUGUGGAGAAGCUGUCAGAUGUGGUGAUCGGUCAGUUGCCCAACUUCUGGAAGCUUUGGAUCUCUUAUGUUAACGGGAGUCUUUUCAGUGAGACUGGAGAGAAAUCUGGGCAGGUGGAGAAAUCCAAGAAGAACGCCAGACAGAGACAGAACGACUUCAAAAAAAUGAUCGAGGAGAUGACCCAUCGGCUGGUGAAGCUCAUUCGAGGGGCUUUUCUCCCCACCACUCUGCCACAGGGGGAGCUGAGUUUUUACGGAGGCUGGGAGAACAAGACGGAGCUCACUGGAGCCUGGCUCACACAAAUCAUACACACCGUCAGGGCGUGUCAUGAGGCGAUGUCGGCUCUGGAGAUCCCGAAUGACUUGCUGCAGGUGAUCCAGGAUCUGCUGCUGGAGCUGAGAGUUCACUGCCUCAUGGUGACUCUGCUGCACACGACAGAAGAUGUCAAGAGGCUCGCUGAGAAGGAGGACUGGGUCGUGGAUAACGAGGGAAUCACCAGCCUGCCUUCACAGUUUGAACAGUGCAUGAUCCAGAUGCUGCAGUCGCUCAAAGAGCCCCUGGAGAUCAAACCUGGAGAAAUCAAUGUGCUGCAGUUAGACCAGGUGCAGGACCAGGCCACAGAGCUCAGUGUGGGCAUCAUGAAGGUUUUCAUAAACUGCUUGGAGCAUCUGAGCACUAAAACUGACAGAGACAUCGAAGCAUCUCACAACAUUUCAGUGGACCUGUCCUCUCCAGAUCGCUUCACUGGAGUUCACGAAGGCUUCAGUCCAACAUCUGAGCAGCGUCUACUGAUCAUUCUAAGUAACUGCCAAUACCUGGAGAGACGCACCUUCCUGAACCUGGCCAAUUACUUUGAGAAGCACGGCCUCACAGGCACCGAGAAGAUCACACGGGUGAGUGUGGACGACGUACGAGAGCUGGAUAGAAAACUCUUUGAGGCCUACAUCGAGAGACGAGCUGACCCGAUCGCAGGCUCUCUGGAGCCGGGCAUCUACGCUGGAUACUUUGACUGGAGAGACUGCCAAACACCUACAGGUGUGAGGAACUACCUGAAGGAAGCUCUGGUCAACAUCAUCACAGUUCAUGCUGAGGUCUUCACGGUGUCUAAGGACCUGGUACCUCGGGUUUUGUCGAAAAUUGUUGAGUCAGUUGCGGACGAGAUGUGUCGUCUCAUGCAAUGUGUGUCUUCCUUCAGCAAAAAUGGAGCCCUGCAGGCUCGACUUGAACUCUGUGCUCUGAGAGACGCCAUAGCCGCAUACCUAAGCUCUGAUAGCAAUGCCAGCUUCAAACUGGCUUUGGACGCUCUUCCUCAGCUACACAGCGGAGCCGAUAAGAAGUUAUUGGAAGAGCUGUUGAACAAGUUUAAAAGCAGCAUGCAGCUCCAGCUCACCUGCUUCCAGCCCUCCUGCAUCCAGCCUGUUAAGAGAUAAACUACAGUCACUCUAUCUACCACUAUACUACACUCUUUGUUUCUCACCUAUGUGCUACUUUUAACCGUUUCUUUUCAUUUAUCACUUCAAGAAUCUAACACAGAAUGAGUUGAUUUCAUUGUUACUGUGUAGGACAGUCCCAGUCAUGUUUGUUAUGCUAAUCACAUACGACUACGAACAGGGAGUGUGCAAGUGGCCAACUGGCAAGUUUCAAGAAAGUGCUGGGUCAGCAGUGCAAUGUAAGCUGUGACCAAGAUGUAUUCUACAUGCUGAAGCUUUGUACUGUGUCAUCCGUACUGCCCAAUAAAGUAAGAACACUUACAUUUAAAAA